Salvelinus fontinalis (brook trout) is the source of this 3881-nucleotide messenger RNA. Its product is annotated as zinc finger protein 239-like. Lineage: Eukaryota; Metazoa; Chordata; Actinopteri; Salmoniformes; Salmonidae. Bases 327 to 1424 code for a protein of 365 amino acids. The transcript has 2 exons. Gene Ontology annotation, biological process: regulation of transcription by RNA polymerase II. Gene Ontology annotation, molecular function: RNA polymerase II cis-regulatory region sequence-specific DNA binding; DNA-binding transcription factor activity, RNA polymerase II-specific. The record is from RefSeq and is a predicted model, not a curated record.
CGUUUCCACUCCAGUCAGCAGACGGCGAUGUGCGUCUUUCAGGCGUCGCUGCCAGCGUGACGUAUAAUCUAGUGGACGGUUCUUCAUAAACAGCUCGUCAACCACCUCGGUAGCUUGCUAGCCAACAUACCCGAAAGAUUCAAGCUAUUUAUACGCUUUCGGUGUAUAUUAGCUACUGUGUUUUAGACACACUUCUGUCGUAACAACUUGUUAACCUAUUUAAUUGAAUAUUACGUUAUUUUGUAUUAGUCAGCUAUAGUAGCUGGCUGGUUUAGUCAGCACUAGCCUAGUCGCUAAUGAUAGCUAGUUAGCUAACAUCCCCGAACAUGAGGUCAGUAAGCUUCUCCCCUCCUGCUAAAGAAGAGGAAGUCUGCUGGACGGAGAAAGAGGGUCUGGGGCUGAACAUUGUUGUGAAAGAGGAGGAAGAGGAGGCUGUUUUUGGUGUGAAAGAGGAGGAGGGGGAGAUUACUGUCACAUUGGAGGAAGAAGAGGAGGUUGGAGAUCUGUUUAACCCCAGAGAGAGACGGGACUAUGGUGGAUCCUCUGGGGAGACUCAACAACACCAUGAUGCUGAAGAGGCAGAGAAGAGUCUCUCCACAUCAGAACACCUCAAGAAACACCAGUGGAGACCCACAGGGAAGAAAUCUCACUCCUGCUCUGACUGUGGGAAGAGAUUCACCUCCUCAUCAGGCAUUAAAAUUCAUCAGAGAAUCCACACAGGAGAGAAACCUUAUAGCUGUGAUCAAUGUGGGAAGAGUUUUUCUACUUCUGGCUAUCGGACAGUGCACCAGAGAACACACACAGGAGAUAAACCUUAUAGCUGUUAUCAAUGUGGGAUGAGUUUUGCUGCAUCUAGUGAUCUGACAGUGCACCGGAGAACACACACUGGAGAGAAACCAUAUAGCUGUGAUCAAUGUGGGAAGAGGUUUACUAAAUCUGGCUCUCUGACUUUACACCAGAGAACACACACAGGAGAGAAACCUUAUACAUGUGAUCAAUGUGGGAAGAGUUUUACUACAUCUGGCUCUCUGACUUUACACCAGAGAACACACACAGGAGAGAAACCUUAUAGCUGUGAUCAAUGUGGGAAGAGUUUUACUACAUCUGUCUCUCUGACUUUACACCAGAGAACACACACAGGAGAGAAACCUUAUAGCUGUGAUCAAUGUGGGAAUAGUUUUUGUCAAUCUGGCCAACUGACAGUGCACCAGAGAACACACACAGGAGAGAAACCUUAUAGCUGUGAUCAAUGUGGGAAGAGUUUUGCUACUUCUGGCUAUCUGACAGUGCACCAGAGAAUACACACAGGAGAUAAACCUUAUAGCUGUGAUCAAUGUGGGAAGAGUUUUGCUGCAUCUAGCUCUCUGACAGUGCACCAGAGAACACACACAGGAGAGCCAAUGUAUAGCUGUGACCAGAGAUAAUCUGAUAAAAGAUCUCUGACUAAUCAUCAGAAAAUACAUGAAGGAGUUGUUUCAUGAUAUCAAUUAAAUGAUGUCACAAUGUAGAAUGUUGUAGUAGGAGUAUUCUAAUGAUGUCACAAUGUAGAAUGUUUUAACAUUGUAGUAGGAGUAUUCUAAUGAUGUCACAAUGUAGAAUGUUUUAACAUUGUAGUAGGAGUAUUUUAAUGAUGUCACGAUGUAGAACCCUAAAUGUUUGUCCCCUGUUCUAUUGAUUUCAACAUGAUAUGGAUAUUAGCCUCAGGGGGAAAAUCCACGCUCUGAAUUGGAAGAGUACUAUUUAUGUGAUUUAGUAAGUACACAUUAUCCCCAGAUUCCGUGUGGUUUUUGAGCUGUUAGUUUUAACAGGAAGUGCAACCUCAUCUCCUUCCUGUCGCACAAAUGAUUUUAGCAUGAAAUUAAUUAGUUAUGACAAAUAAGUGUUGCGUUCCUUUGUUUAGCGACCCCUACAUUUAAAUGCAUUCCAACAGCACGUACAACCUGAUUUCCCCCCUAAUUGAUAUCAGUGAUUUAUUGCUACUUGUCAAAACAGCGUUUCUGGAAAUAUGAUUAUUGUGGCAGAUGUUUGUGUAAAUAGCACAUGUUAUGUUUAGGUUUUCAAUUUAUCCCAAACUGUUUCUGCAUAUUGGUUAUUGAUUUGGACACGUUAAUACUGUGUUUUGACAUUGAGGCUAUCCCACCUAGCACAAUGUAAUUGAAAAGUUGUUGAAAAUAAGACUAUGCAAUCAAAAUAAAAUGUAUAUAUUUUAUUAUUAUACCAUGCCUUACCAUUAAGUUAAUUAUUGACAAUACAUAUUAACAAAGGGGUGUCUAUUUGGUUUUGAUCAUUCAUAUUUACAAUUCAUGUAACUUUUAGUAGUCAUAAUUAUUUAUGCAAUCAACUGACAAUUUACGGGUAUAAUUAUAUUGACAUUGUUGCCCUUCUUUUAGAAUAGCAGGUUUAAUUCUCAGAUGUGCCAAACCAAAUUUACUAGAGCAUGACAUUGGGGACUGGGUCCCGAUCCAACAACAUGCCUAUCUAGUGAACCCUGAGAAGAGAGAGAAGCUCCACAGUGAGGUGGAAAGUUACUACGGAUAUUGCAGGAGUUUCCUCUUGAAACCAGACAUGUCCGUGUUAAGGACAACUUGGUUGCUGAUUGUUUCAAGGGUGGGCAGUCAUAGUUUUGCGUUUAGCCGUUGCGUUGCCAUGGAUCACAAUUUAUUUUGACUGCACGGUUUUUCUGUAUUGGAGAUGAGUUUUGUUUGGGCUCGUUCCAAGGGGACAAGAGUUCUAGAAGCUGGUGAGUUUUAGGAAGAUGAGAGUUCUAGAACAUAAUGAGUUUUAGGAAGACGAGAGUUCUAGAACAUGGUGAGUUUUAGGAAGAUGAGAGUUCUAGUUUUAGAGUUUUAGGAUUCUAUUGAAAGAAAAAGGAGAAAAAAAUAAUAGGAUUGUAUAUUAUUAUUUAGAAAUACGUGUUUUUUCUUGAUUUUAAUUGUUGACAGCCAGUAGACACUAUGUUUAUAUUGUAGAAGCAUUGUAGUUGAUUAUGUGAAAUGGAAGUUUUCUGUUGGGGGUGAGCAAACUUGUCCAACAAAAAUUAUAGGUUUUAUUUGUUGUCUUAAGGGGGAAGGUGUUACAGGCUUUGGUUUUUCCAUUUAUGUUUUGAGGUUGGUCUUUAGCACGUAUAGCUCGUUAGCAAUAAGGACGCACCGAUUCGUGUCACCUCGUUAGUCUGUAUGUGUUACACCUGUGCUGGCUUGUCCAUCUCGUUAGUGGGAAGGUGUUUCACCUGAGCUGGUCCAGGUUCUAUUUAAGAGUGUCUGGCCCAGUGCUCCAGUUGUCUUGAUAGAUGUGGAGAGUCAACACCUUUAGUUGCUCCACCUUUUUGGUUUGCUUCCUGUCUUUUAAGUUUGUUGUGGGUUUUAAUUUUGUUUGCCUCUUCUUGGGCAGAUUUAGUGGGUCUUAUGGUGGGUGUCUUUUAGGUCCCAGUUGUUGUUAUUAGUCAACUUUCAGUGGACACCGCCAUAGUGUCUUUCCGAGUCCCUCCUAUAUUAAUUAUAAAUUAGGAUGCUCAUUAGAAUUUUAGUUGGUAAACUUCUGUUUUUUAUCCUCUUAUUUUUGUGUACUAAAUAUUUCUGUUUAUUUUCAUUUUUUUUUUCUCCUGUGAAGCCAUUGUGUUGAAUCCAGGUCUGAAAUGUACUGUGUAAAUAAAGCUUGAUUUGAUUUGAACAUAUUGCAAAACAAAUUAACCCAAUGACUGACCAAUCCUUAGAGUGCUCAUUGGUUUUUCAGUUGUUAUUCUUCUGUUUUUAUCCUCUUAUGUUUGUUGUGUAGUAAAUAUUUCAGUUUAUUUUCAUUGUUUUUUUAUACAUUUUUUCCUGUGACGCCAUUGUGUUGCAUCCAUGUCUGAAAUAAAUAAAGCUUGAUUUGAUUUGAACAUA